Messenger RNA from Aquila chrysaetos chrysaetos, 1467 nucleotides. RefSeq lists its product as uncharacterized. The transcript has 3 exons. Bases 1 to 1125 code for a protein of 374 amino acids. Lineage: Eukaryota; Metazoa; Chordata; Aves; Accipitriformes; Accipitridae. The record is from RefSeq and is a predicted model, not a curated record.
AUGGGCCCCACAGCACCCCAGGGCAGGAUCUGGCCAGUGCGGGGGGGGGGGGGGGGGGAAGGUCGAGGUCUUGGGCCUGGGGGUGCCCUGAGCUCCCAGCAGGACCCCAAGCACGGCCGGAUCCUGCACACGGAGGGAUCCUGGGACACCGCUGGAUCCCUGAACGGCCAGAUCCUGCACACGGAGGGAUCCUGGGGCACUGCUGGAUCCUGGGGCAGCACUGGAUCCCUGAGGGGCCAGAUCCUGCACACAGAAGGAUCCCAGGACACCGCUGGAUUCCUGAACAGCCAGCUCCUGUGCAGAGAUGGAUCCCAAGACACUGCUGGAUCCCUGAAUGGCCGGAUCCUGCACACACAGGGAUCCCAGGACACCGCUGGAUCCCUGAACGGCCGGAUCCUGCACACAGAGGGAUCCCAGGACACAACUGGAUUCCUGAACGGCCAGAUCCUGCGCACUGCUGGAUCCUGGGGCACCGCUGGAUCCCUGAAUGGCUGGAUCCUGCGCACCGAGGGAUCCCAGAACACCGCUGGAUCUCUGAGUGGCUGGAUCCUGCACACAGCCAGACCCUGGGACAUGAUGGGACCCCCAGGACACAGCCCAAGGCCAGAUCCUGGAUACAGCCGGACCCUGGGACACGGACGGAUCCAGGACACGGCCGGAUCCUGCACACGGAGGGAUCCUGGAUACGGUGUGAUCCCAGACAGUGGCCGGAUCCUGGAUCCAGCCAACACAACCUCCCCCCCCAAAAAAACCCUGAGCCCCCGGCCGGAUCCUGGACAUGGGGGGGAUGACAACACCCCCGGUACGGCCAGCGGCAGGGCCGGAUCCUGGACAUUUUUUGGGGGGGACACGACCCUGACGUGGCCUGGCCCAGGAGAGGGCCGGAUCCUGCACCCCCCCCACAAUCCCCCCAUCGCUGUUUAUAUCCUGUACAGAGAAAUACAGAGGCUGUGGAACAACGGGAUCCCAAAAAGCCUCAAAUUUACCCCCAAAAAAUCUGCUGGGACCCCAAAAUCCCUGGAAUUUGCCCACCCCCAAAAAAUUACUGGAACCCCAAAAUCCCUGAGACUGGUCCCAAAAUGGGGCCCCAAAAAGCCUCAAAUUCACCCCCAAAAAAUCAGUUGAGACUCCCCAAAUCCAUGAGAUUGGCCCCAAAACCCCUAAAAUUCACCCCCCCAAAAAUCUGGGGGCCCCAAGUCCCUGAGAUUGGCUCCAAAAUGGUCCCCUGGGACCCCAAAACUCCAGGAAUUCACCCCAAAAAAAUCUGCUGGGACCCCAAAAACUCUCAAAUUUGCCCCCCAAAAGUAUACUGGGGCCCCCAAAUUCCUGAGAUUGGCCCCAGAAUCCCAGGACUUCCCCCCAGAAAAAUUCCUGGGACCCCAAAAAUCCCUGAGACUGACCCCAAAAUGGCUCCCCUGGGACCCCAAAACCCCAGGAAUCCACCCCAAAUAAAUCUGCUGGGACCCC